Hordeum vulgare subsp. vulgare (domesticated barley) is the source of this 1727-nucleotide messenger RNA. RefSeq names its product ectonucleotide pyrophosphatase/phosphodiesterase family member 1-like. The record is from RefSeq and is a predicted model, not a curated record. Gene Ontology annotation, cellular component: vacuole. Bases 63 to 1487 code for a protein of 474 amino acids. NCBI's taxonomy places the organism in Eukaryota, Viridiplantae, Streptophyta, Magnoliopsida, Poales, Poaceae. The transcript has a single exon.
GACACGAUUCUCCCCCACCUACCGCAAACCCCCAAAGCCACAGCGAGCUCGAGCUUCCCCCAAUGGCAGCCCCGCCCAUCUCCGGCCACCCCCAUCCCCCCGGCGACUCGCCGCUCCCGACCGACGCCCUCCUCGCCCGCCACGAACCCCACUCCGCCCCCGCGCCCCAGCCCCCCGCCGCCUCCCGCUUCCUCAUCGUCCUCACCGCCGCCCUCGCCGUCUCCACCUCCUACCUCCUCCUCCUCCGCCAUCCCUUCUCCGCCGCCUCCGCCUCCACCGUGUCCUUCGCACGGCCGCUGUCCAAGCUCCCGAAGCCGGUGGUCCUCCUCAUAUCCUCCGACGGCUUCCGCUUCGGCUACCACCACAAGGCCCCCACCCCGCACAUCCGCCGCCUCAUCGCCAAUGGCACCUCCGCCGCCGAGGGCCUCAUCCCCGUCUUCCCCACCCUCACCUUCCCCAACCACUACUCCAUCGUCACCGGCCUCCACCCUUCCUCCCACGGCAUCAUCAACAACUUCUUCCCCGACCCCGUCUCGGGGGACAAGUUCACCAUGGGCUCCCACGAGCCCAAGUGGUGGCUCGGGGAGCCGCUCUGGGUCACCGCCGCCGACCAGGGGGUCCAGGCCUCCACCUUCUUCUGGCCGGGCUCCGAGGUGAAGAAGGGAUCCUGGGACUGCCCCGACAAGUAUUGCCGCCAGUAUAAUGGCUCUGUGCCAUUCGAGGACAGGGUUGACGCCAUCCUCGGUUACUUCGAUCUCCCGGCUGACCAAAUGCCGCAGCUUCUGACACUCUACUUUGAGGAUCCAGAUCACCAGGGGCACCAGGUUGGUCCUGAUGACCCAGCCAUCACCGCUGCCGUGACGCACAUUGACGAGAUGAUUGGGAGGCUCAUUGCUGGUUUGGAAGCUAGGGGGGUGUUCGAGGAUGUCAACAUUAUUUUGGUUGGGGAUCAUGGGAUGGUUGGGACCUGCGACCAGAAGCUAGUGUUUCUCGAGGAAUUGGCUCCAUGGAUCGAGGUGAAGGCUGAUUGGGUUCUGUCGAGGACACCAUUGCUGGCAAUCAGGCCGCCAGAUGGUGUAUCACCGGCAGAGGUCGUGUCCAAGAUGAACGAAGGGCUGAGCUCUGGGAAGGUGAAGAAUGGGCAAUAUCUGAAGAUGUACUUGAAGGAGGAUUUGCCUUCUCGCCUGCAUUACUCGGAAAGCUAUAGGAUACCACCAAUUAUCGGGCUGGUAGAUGAAGGUUAUAAGGUGGAGAUGGAAAUAUCAAAGAAAAAACAGUGUGGAGGGGCGCACGGGUAUGACAAUGCCUUCUUCUCAAUGAGGACCAUAUUCAUCGCACACGGACCUCGUUUCGAGGAGGGUAAAAUUGUGCCCUCCUUUGUGAAUGUGGAGAUAUACAAUGUCAUUGCUUCCAUUCUCAGUUUGAAGCCAGCUCCAAACAAUGGCUCCAGUUUUUUCUCUGGAACAGUUCUUUUGCCGAGUGAAUGAUCGUCGAUGCACGUGAGGGCUGUGGUUCUGGAGGAGGAAAACCCACACUGAUGGUAUUAUCUUCUGGUUGUAGUUGUAUUUGUACACUAUUUAAAUUCAAUUCUGCCACGUGCAGCUAUUCGCUACUGCUAAUACUGCAAACAGAGAAUCCUUUUCCUUAAGGAUGUCAUUUGCCAAUGCAAAUCACAUCCAACCUUUUCAUCUUCUGUGAUGCUAAAUGUAUGAUGCUACUUCUUUUAA